This is a messenger RNA of Dichomitus squalens LYAD-421 SS1, 495 nucleotides long. RefSeq names its product RNA-binding domain-containing protein. Gene Ontology annotation, molecular function: mRNA binding. The record is from RefSeq and is a predicted model, not a curated record. Gene Ontology annotation, cellular component: cytoplasm; nucleus; exon-exon junction complex. The coding region runs from base 1 to 495 and encodes 164 amino acids. Lineage: Eukaryota; Fungi; Basidiomycota; Agaricomycetes; Polyporales; Polyporaceae. The transcript is spliced from 5 exons. Gene Ontology annotation, biological process: RNA splicing.
AUGUCCGACGACGGGAUGAACAUUGAUGACGGGGGGGUCGUCAGGAGGAAGGGACGGGGUUUUCAGAGUGCUGCAGGAAACGAGAGUGCUGUCACCUCCGAGCAAGUCUUUGACAGGGUGGAGUCGGGACAAACCUCAGAAACUCGGGCUGCACGAUCUGUCGAAGGAUGGAUCGUUCUUGUCACAAACGUCCACGAAGAGGCCACCGAGGAGGACGUGACGGACAAGUUCGCAGAGUACGGGGAGAUUAAAAACUUGCACCUCAAUCUUGACAGACGGACGGGUUAUGUCAAGGGCUAUGCAUUGGUGGAGUAUGAAACAAUGGCUGAAGCGCAGGCAGCCAUUGAUGGCGCAUCCGGGACGACUCUGUUGGAGCAGCCGCUGCAAUGCGACUUUGCCUUUGUCAGGCCACCACCGGCAGGGCCGAAAAAGGGCCGGGGAAGAGAAGGUCGUGGACGGAGUGCUAGUCCGUCGCGUCGGCGCGGAGGGGACUAG